AACCCUAUGGUAACCUCUAGUCGCUAUAGUCCACGCCUGGUCUUCAUGUUGUUGAUACCAGUGGUUUUUAUUAUUUCUAAGUAUCACAUUCUUGUUUUUAUAUUUAUUACCUGUAUGGAUUUAUCAAACAAUCAGUGAUAUACUUGAAUACUCGAAACUUUAUGUAAAAUGUUAGACAAUUAUGGAAUAAACAAUUGGCAGUUACUCUUGGAUUGCUUGCUGAUUGACUUUGUACAGGCAGGAAAACUUACAGCUUUUAACAAGUUGUCAAACAAAAAUAAAAUUAAAUACUGCUAUACAAACAAAAUAAUCAAUGGAAGACUCACAGCCUUCAUUGAGGCUGUAAAACAGCAGCAACGUUUUGAAAAGUCUACCCAGAUUUCAAAAGAGUAUCGUGAACGGGGAAACAAAGCUUUUGCCAAAAACGAACUGUCUCAAGCACUCGACUUUUACACCAAAUCUAUUUUGUAUGCACCCGUCACUAGUAAGGAGCAUGCGCUUUCUCUUGGUAACAGGUCUGCAGCCCUUUUUUUGAAGGGAAAUUUCCAGGCUUGCGUAUUAGACAUUGACUCUGCUAUGAACAUCACAUGUAAAAACCAAAUUGUUGAAGAUGAUAAAUUGUAUGAAGUCAAACUCUUGGUUAGGAAAGUGAAAGCUCAACUCAAAUUAGGUCAGGAAGAUGGGAAACAAACACUUUCAAGAGCUUAUGAAUUGAUUCAAGAUUUAAACAACAAAUCUUUUCAAAAUGACAAGCUGAACAAAUUAAAAAAAGAAGUAGAUGGAAUUUUAGAAGCAAUAAACGAAGACAUAAAAUUAAAAAACGAUCAAAUGAAAUAUGAAUGCUGUGUGGAAAACUACUUGGCGAAUAUUCAGUCGCAAUUUGGAGAAAAUCCACAAUUAAAAUAUACUUCAAACAAAAUUGAACUCAAAGAAACAGAAGAAAAAGGAAGGCAUAUUAUUGCUAAAGACGAUGUGUUUUGUGGUGAUGUGUUAUUUAUCGAAGCACCAUUUGCUUUUGUAACACUUCCUGAUCCACAGCAUACUGUUUGUCAAAAUUGCUGCCAAACUGAUCUCGAUAAUCCUGUUGGAUGUGACAAAUGUGCAGAAGGGAGUUAUUGCAGUGAAAUCUGCAAAAAUGAGGCCAAUAAAAGUUUUCAUUAUUUAGAAUGUGGCUUUGGUCUUGAUAUCUUGUACAGUAUUGGACUCGCCCAUUUGUCCUUAAGGCUCGCCAUUUAUGGUAGAGACAAAACAAAACAGGAUGAGUAUGAAAGAGUAAAGGGUCUGCUGAGCAACCUCGAUAAGAUCGAAGUUGAAGAUUUUUUCUUGUAUUCACUGACUGCCACUCUCUUGCUGAUUUAUUUAAAAAAUCAUACAGGAUUUUUUAAAAAAGAAUCUAUUGAAGAACAGUAUGAAUUUGGAGCUGCCAUACUCGAACACCUCGGUCAGUUGAUAUGCAAUGGGCAUGCUAUUGUCAGCUAUAGCAUGUCACACAGAAAUAAUAGCCCCAUUGCUGCUGAAGAACAGAGAAGAAUUGGCACUGGCAUCUUCCCCUCAGUUAGCAUGAUGAAUCAUGGAUGUGAUCCUUCAGUUAAUGCAAGUUUUGUGAAAAGUUUGUUGAUUGUAAAAUCUGUGAAAGAUUUAAAAAAAGGAGAGGAAGUUUAUAAUUGCUAUGGACCAAAUUUCAGGAGGAUGACAACCAAAGAAAGAAAAGAGGCAUUAUUGGAUCAGUACCAUUUUUCUUGUAGGUGCAAUGCAUGCCAAUCGCCGACAGAAUUUUGCACACAAUUUAACAAGCUUUGGUGCACAUUUUGUAAAUCAGAAAUCAACCUUGAAACAUUCAAAUGCACAUAUUGCCUUACGGAGUUUGACGUGUUGAAGAAACAACUAUCAAAUUUGGAUAUGUUGAAAAAAGAAGCUGAAUGCUUGAUAAACAGAGAUGAAUGCGAGAAAGCCCUUGACAUUUUGAAGAACAUUUCUUCAAAUUUGUCGUGUUAUGUGAAAAACUGCAAUAAAGAACUGAUGGAGAUUAAUGAUAUCAAAGCUGUAGCAUUUUGCAAGCUUUGCAAAUGGGAUCAGAGUUUUCUCAGUAUUGAAAGAUCACUUUAUUUUGUAAAGCAAAUAUAUGGAGAAAUGAGUCUCGAAGUCGCAAAUGAAAUUGUUAAACUUUCUGAUGUUGCCAUUGAAAUAAUAUCAAAUAAAGUAUUACUUAAAAACAAUGUAUCAAUGUUGCAGCGGUGUCUGGUUUAUUGUAAAACUGCAUUAAAUAUUUACAAUUUGUACUAUGGCCCAUAUCUCAAAAAAUAUAUUGAUCUUCAAGAAAAGAUUUUGAUAUUACAAAAUAAUUGUUAAUUAUUUAUAUAGACAAUAAUUGUAUAAAU
Messenger RNA from Cimex lectularius (bed bug), 2378 nucleotides. RefSeq names its product SET and MYND domain-containing protein 4-like. The transcript has 12 exons. NCBI's taxonomy places the organism in Eukaryota, Metazoa, Arthropoda, Insecta, Hemiptera, Cimicidae. Gene Ontology annotation, molecular function: protein binding. The record is from RefSeq and is a predicted model, not a curated record. The coding region runs from base 169 to 2349 and encodes 726 amino acids.